AUGUCUCUCGGCCAGCUGACGUCCAGCGAGUUGUUUGCCUGCGAGCCCACAGCGGCCCCAUCCCCGCCAGUCGCGGACACAUUCGCAACCACCGUGACCGAGACCUUCACCAAGGUAUGGUUGUACAGCGCGUGGGCAGCGUGUCCGACCUCAGAGUGGCCCGCAACCUACACGAUCGAGGAGAUCUGCACCGGCGACCCAGCCACCUGGGCCCAGCCGGCCGUCCCGCCUAAUUUCAUCAAGACGGUCAUCACCUGCGGCGUGUGCGUCGAGAAGACCCAGACCAUCACCUGCCCCGUCGAGGAGGCGGCCCGGACUGGCGACAUCAGGGUAUAUGGGAACGGCGUCACUGCCACGCCUGCUGCAGUUCCGGCACGACAGACUGGCCUGGGCAGUGGUCCCGGGGUGAACAGUAGUCCUGGGGAAAACGGAGCAGGAAGUGGCCCAGGGUCCGGUGCCCCAGCGCCCGGGGCGGGUGCUGGUAGUGCUUCGCACCCAGGAGUGGGUGCAGGAGGGGGCUCUCCGGCUGUUAUUCCAGUUCCAGUGCCCCAUAAUAACAAUGGCAACGCUGGGGCCAGACCACCGUCACCUGCGCCUGCUGGUGGCGAGGCGGCUGGUUCGUCUCCGACAACAGUGAUGCAUCAGUCAAAUGCCGGCACGGAUGCUGCGAGCUCGCCGCGUGUGACUGCCAGUGCAUCAAGCCGAAAGAGCUCCGUCCUGCUCCUUUCGGGGCUUUCAGCCCUCGCAUCCGGUUUAACCUUGUAUUAUUGA
Diaporthe batatas is the source of this 771-nucleotide messenger RNA. RefSeq lists its product as uncharacterized. The transcript is spliced from 2 exons. Bases 1 to 771 code for a protein of 256 amino acids. The record is from RefSeq and is a predicted model, not a curated record. Lineage: Eukaryota; Fungi; Ascomycota; Sordariomycetes; Diaporthales; Diaporthaceae.